Molecule: messenger RNA, 864 nt
Organism: Porites lobata
Lineage: Eukaryota; Metazoa; Cnidaria; Anthozoa; Scleractinia; Poritidae
Source: the annotation of a GenBank genome assembly
AUGGACCAAGCUCGCAGUUCAAGAACAGGUACAUUGCCCAUUUUCUUCAUUUACUUCAAGGUCAAGGUCUUAACAUCCAGUGGAACUACUUCGCCACGUCCACACGGGAAAGGGGCUGUUGAUGGUAUCGGGGGAACUGUGAAGCGCAUGGUUUGGAAUGCUGUAUCCACAAGAAAGGUGGAAGCAGUCAAAGAUGCUUGCUCUUUUGCAAGUGUUGCAAAUAAGUUGAGCACAUCUGUUGCGGUGACCUUUGUUGGAUCUAAAGAAUUAGAAGCUACUGCAGAGUUACUUGGAUUAAAGAAAUUCUUCUCUGUUGCACCAGUAAUCCCAGGUAUUGCCAAAUUUCACAGCUUACAACCACUCAGGAAUGGCCUUAUUCGUUGCCGUACAUACUCUUACCAGAGUACCUGGAUUGAAAUGGGUGUCCAGUUUUCUGCUUCAGAAAAUGAAGAUCUGGAUCAAAAUGAUAGUGAUGAUCAAGACUCUUCCUCUCUAAGAAAGGGAAGCAACAGUACCAGCAGUGCUGAUGAAGACGAGACCAGUGGAGAGAAAGGAGACUUUUUCAGCAAUGCUUCACGAAACAGCCAUCACACGUACAAAGAAGUUUCAAGUGAGAGCAGUAAGGAAGACAGUAAAAGUCAUGAUGAAGAGGUUGACUCGAGUGAAGAAGAAGGUGUGACUGGACACAAAGGUUCAGGUGGUCCAGAUGCGAAAGAAAGAGCCAGCAAUGCAAAUAAAAGUUCAAGUGACGAGGAAGAGAUGUCAGAGAAGAAAGAUAUCCAUGUUCAGCAGGGCCUUUCUGACAAGCUACUAUCACCGAUAUAUUCAAAGGAUGUGCUUUGUUCAGCCUUCCACAUCAUUUAG